GAGACGUCAAGAUGCCCCGAGGAACGAAACACAGACGUUACAUUGACUUAUCGGAGGGAAGUCAGUGCGUUGCGUACCGGGACGCUUGUGUGAGAGAACUUUGGAUAACAGGAGAGAUCCCGCGGUCCGAAAUAGCAGCACCUCGCGCCUCGGGAAUGGCUCUCGGAACUGUGAAGUGAACUAGAAACGAUUUUGAGGUGAAAGAGGCAAAAGGGACUGACUGGUCGUGACUCGAGGAGACAGAAAGCAUGAAAAACCGAGCCGAGGAGGCGGUCAAGCGCCCGAACUCCUGCGAUGAGUUCCGGAGGCACAAACACCCGAAAAUCGACUUCGAGGAGCCCAUGGACACUUACGACGGCGUCAGGUUAGACGCGGCGGACGCGUCGCCCCUGGAGAGGUACUCCCCGGUGGACCUGUCGGGCGAGGGCCCGAAGGUCACGACCACCGUCUCCGACCUGUCGGGAAGCGGCCUUCCCCGCCCCGUGCUGAAAAUUCCGUCGACCAUGAAGUGCUUGGCCACCUUCGACCUGCCGGGGAAGGCGGACCUGCACCAGCUCCUCACCAGUAACCUCGCCCAACACCUGGCGGUGCAGAACGAGAAACUCAAGACCAACCUCCUCUUCAGCCACCCGCACCACCCGGCGCAUCGCGGCCCCUCGUUCAUGGGCCCCAACGCCCACGCGAGGGAAGUGAUUCCCGGCGGCGGCGCCCUGGACCUCAAAGACCGCAUAGCGCCGAGGGAAAGAAGGGAAGAGCCUCCUGACGAAGGCCCGUCGGUCGGGGACGAGCGGGGGGAGCCCGAAGGGGGAGAGAAGAGGGUCCAGGUCGAGAGUGACGGGGAGCGAGAUAGGGACAAAGAAGAAGGAAGGAAUGACCGAGACGACGACGAAGAGGGCGAGAGGGAGGGCGCGGACGGCAAUACGGCGCCCCGGGUCACGCCCUUCUCCGUCAUGGAUAUACUGGAUCCCAACAAAUUCAACGGGAGGACCAACGACGAUGACCUCCAAGAUUCCUCAUCGGACCGACAAGAAGAGGAAGAGGAUAAUGCUUACAUAUCAGUGUGCUCGGAUUCGGGAGACGAGGGCGACAGCCACAGCGGUUCCAAAGACGACGGCGACGGAGGGCGCAUGCGCGGCUCGGGCGGCGGCUCUGGCAGCGGGUCCGGCGGCGGCGGCGGGGGCGGCAAGCCCCGCAGGGCGCGAACGGCCUUCACCUACGAGCAGCUCGUCCUUGAGAACAAAUUCAAGCAGACGCGUUACCUGAGCGUGUGCGAGCGGCUGAACCUGGCUCUGGCGCUCAACCUGACGGAGACGCAGGUCAAGAUCUGGUUCCAGAAUCGACGCACCAAGUGGAAGAAGCAGAACCCCGGAUGUGACGUGAACACCCCAACCCAGCCCCCCAGCCCGCCGAUUUCGGCUUUUCCUGGGGGCAUGUUGCCACCCCCUCCGCCUCCUCUGCUCUGUCCAGCUCCUCUUUCUUACCGCGGACCUCUUCCUCCUCACACGCCUCUUGCUGCGCUCUAUCUGCAUCAUCUGGCCCGCUGAUAAGAGGAGAAACUUCUCUCUCUCUCUCUCUCUCUCCCACACACACAAAUGCAUCAUACUUAUCAUGUGCCAUUCCAUACGAUGACCGUAAUACACAUCCCAUAGUGUAAGUCUGUGUACGUUGAUUUACUCAUAAUUUAAUAUCUUGUUUAUAUACUUGCAACCAUCUAUUUUUUUCCCAAAAAUUUUUUCAUAACGAUUGACAAUAGCAUUCUCAUUUCCGUAAGGAGACAAAUGACCCCCCUCUCUCUCUCUCUCUCUCUCUCUCUCUCUCUCUCUCUCUCUCUCUCUCUCUCUCUCUCGCCGUUGAACUGUUGAACGAAAGGUUUGCCAUGACAAUUCCUCAUUCCAAAACUGAUCUAACGAACACUCACCAAUAUAUCUACUUUAUGUUCUUCUUUCCUUUCUUGAAGAUUCCCCAUUUCUCUCACUCGUGGCUUUUCUAUUUCAUAUCUUCAUGCCUUCAUACAGGUUGCUAAAACUUGUAAUUUCAUAUUUCGAAAUAGUUCGUCAUUCAUUCCACUGGAUUCUAUAUGAACCUUUUAUUUGAAUACACAGAGAUUGUUAAGCAUGCUUAAACAAAAACACGUAGCCAUAUUGAGAGAGAGAGAGAGAGAGAGAGAGAGAAGGAGAGAGAGAGAGAGAGAGAUUUCUCCAGUGGUGGGUAUUGGAGCCAGGAUUUCAUACCCCAGCACACGAAAGCCCCAAAACAUCACAUCAGCAUAUCAUCAGAAAACAGAGUGUGGAUUUCACUUGUACAUAUCACUGUAUCAAAUGGUUCCUAUAUCUAUGUAAGAUGUACAGCAAUGCUAUGAUAUAUCUUUCUCUUGAUAUGUAAGGACAACACAGAUAAUAUAUUGUUUUUUUUUUUUUUUGUAUAUAGAAUGUACAGCGUACCUUUUAAGAGUAAAUCAUUUGA
Molecule: messenger RNA, 2463 nt
Organism: Macrobrachium nipponense
Lineage: Eukaryota; Metazoa; Arthropoda; Malacostraca; Decapoda; Palaemonidae
Product: NK1 transcription factor-related protein 1-like
Biological process (GO): cell differentiation; regulation of transcription by RNA polymerase II
Cellular component (GO): nucleus
Molecular function (GO): RNA polymerase II cis-regulatory region sequence-specific DNA binding; DNA-binding transcription factor activity, RNA polymerase II-specific
Source: RefSeq, a predicted model, not a curated record